AGUUUAACUUUAUAUAUUAGUUAUUAUAUGAUAUGAUAUGAUACAAGUAUUAGAUUUUUAGCGCUUUGUAAAAAAAAAAAAAAAAACCGACGGAGUUUCCCAAGCAUAGAAAUGACCACCCAAAGAUAGUGAGCAACUAAACCAAACAUAUCAGCAAACGAGUUUCCACCCAAACACACUCCUUCAUUCUCUCUGCAUAUUGUGGCGACUCUCACUCGAUUAUCCUUCGUUCUCCGUGACAGAUUCUCCAUGGCUACCGCUGCCGCAGCAGCUGCAACCUCAAUCGCCAAGCUCGACACUUCUACCUUAGCCUCGCCUUUCCGACGCCCGAUCUCUCAACUCCGCCUUCCUACUCCUUCACUUCGCCUCUCUCAAUUUCGACCCUUGACCUCCUCCAAUCCUUCUGGUAUUAAAGCCCAGGUUGCAACUGCUGAACAAGCUGCUGUCGAUGCGGUGCAACAAGUUGAAUCCCCUGUUGUUGUUGUCACUGGAGCUUCUAGAGGAAUUGGGAGAGCUGUUGCAUUAACGUUGGGAAAGGCUGGCUGUAAGGUCCUUGUAAAUUAUGCGAGGUCAUCAAAAGAGGCGGAAGAAGUAUCUAAAGAGAUUGAGUCAUAUGGAGGUCAAGCUCUUACAUUUGGGGGUGAUGUAUCAAAAGAAGAAGAUGUAGAAUCAAUGAUAAAGACUGCUGUAGAUGCAUGGGGAACUGUUGAUGUAUUGGUGAAUAAUGCAGGUAUUACACGAGAUGGCUUAUUGAUGAGAAUGAAAAAAUCACAGUGGCAAGACGUCAUUGAUUUAAAUCUCACAGGGGUUUUUCUUUGCACUCAGGCUGCUUCAAAAGUUAUGAUGAAGAAGAGAAAGGGGAGAAUCAUAAAUGUAGCUUCAGUGGUUGGUCUUAUGGGCAAUGCUGGGCAGGCAAACUAUAGUGCUGCAAAAGCCGGUGUUAUUGGUUUCACAAAAUCUGUAGCGAAGGAGUAUGCCAGCAGGAAUAUUAAGGUUAAUGCUAUUGCCCCAGGAUUCAUUGCCUCUGAUAUGACAGCCAAGCUUGGAGAUGACAUUGAGAAGAAAAUUCUGGAGAAUAUCCCCCUUGGACGAUAUGGUCAACCCGAGGAAGUUGCUGGACUAGUGGAAUUUUUGGCACUUAACCCUGCCGCAAGUUAUAUCACUGGACAGGUUUUGACAAUUGACGGGGGCAUGGUGAUGUAAGAGGUUCACUGGUAUCAGAUUAGCUAGUAUUCAUUUGGAUUUACGGCCUGGAUUGUGGUUAUUGAAUAGAGACUGAGAUAUCAGAUAUGGAAGGAAACUAGAACUCUUGUCGGUUUUUUCCUAUCACUCUAUGGCUCUAUAGCUGGUAACCUUGACAGAAAGACUAAUCAAUAUCAGAUUGUAUUGGUUUGCCUUGGAGCAGGCAUGUGCAAGAUUAAUCCAGAUUCAUGUUCCUAAAAUUUUCCCUUCAAAAACAUAGUUUUCCUCUAGGUUAUGUUGUUUCAAUUGAGAACGUUGUGAAAUGAAUUCUAAUAUUCCUUGAAAGUGAUUAAUCUUUCCACUGGAAGAAAACUGUCAAAGAAUUCUGGAAAAUGUUUUCCUUGAGUAGACAGCCAGCUGAAAGCAUUUUUUAUUAAGAUAUAUCAGUGUUGUAACAGUUGAAUUAAAUGAACCCUGAUGUUUUUAGAGUUUUGCAUUA
Messenger RNA from Chenopodium quinoa (quinoa), 1681 nucleotides. Its product is annotated as 3-oxoacyl-[acyl-carrier-protein] reductase 4-like. Lineage: Eukaryota; Viridiplantae; Streptophyta; Magnoliopsida; Caryophyllales; Amaranthaceae. Bases 250 to 1203 code for a protein of 317 amino acids. The record is from RefSeq and is a predicted model, not a curated record. Gene Ontology annotation, biological process: fatty acid biosynthetic process. Gene Ontology annotation, molecular function: 3-oxoacyl-[acyl-carrier-protein] reductase (NADPH) activity; NAD binding. The transcript is spliced from 11 exons.